CUUAACUAGUAUAUAUAAAAUGCUGAGCUUUAAACCUUCCCAUUUCAGGUUCUUCUUCAUUAAAUUCUCAACAAACUAACCCCGACUCAACAAUGGGGAGAAAUUUCGUUGCUUUUGUUUUUAUUUCAGUGUUUCUCCUUGGUGGGUUCUCUUCUGUUUCUGCUUCCAAGCCACCUGCAAAAAUUGUAAGUGGGAUUGUUACCAAUGCGGUCUCUGCUCUUGUGAAAUGGCUGUGGUCACUAAAAGCUCCUGCAGAAAGAGGAAGAGCUAUUUCUAGCGGUUCAAGAAUGAAAUUUGAGGGUGGAUAUACUGUAGAGACAUCAUUUGAUGGAAGUAAAUUUGGGAUCGAACCAUACUCAGUUGAGGUGUCACCAAGUGGAGAGCUCCUGGUUUUGGAUAGUGAAAACAGUAACAUUCACAAGAUCUCAACGCCAUUGUCUAAAUACAGCAGACCAAGGCUAGUUGCUGGGUCACCUGAAGGGUAUUAUGGGCAUGUGGAUGGGAAACCAAAAGAGGCAAGAAUGAACCACCCAAAAGGACUUACGGUAGACGACAGAGGAAAUAUAUACAUUGCAGAUACCAUGAAUAUGGCUAUCAGAAAAAUUAGUGAUACUGGGGUUACAACAAUUGCUGGAGGAAAACGAGGCCGUGGAGGAGGUCAUGUGGAUGGUCCUAGUGAAGAUGCAAAAUUUUCAGAUGAAUUUGACUUGGUUUACAUCGGAAGUACGUGCUCUCUGUUAGUUGUAGACAGAGGGAACCAGGCAAUUCGAGAGAUACAACUUCAUCAUGAUGAUUGUUCCUAUCGUUAUGAUGGUAGUUACAAUUUAGGAAUAUUUAUGCUAGUUGCAGCUGCCUUCUUCGGUUACAUGCUUGCAUUGCUGCAGCAUAGGGUGCAAACUAUGUUUUCUUCGCAAAAUGAUUCAAGAAACUCAUUAAAAAGAGAUCCACCAGUGGCACCAUAUCAAAGGCCUCGUACAAUUGCCAGGUCACCCUUAAUUCCUACUGAAAAUGAUAUUGACGAAUCAGGCGAAGGUUUUUUUGUUUCAAUUGGGAGACUUCUCCUCAACACUGGGUCAUCAGUAGCUGAAAUGCUUGGGGGAUUACUUUCAGGCUUAAGGAGGAAGCCCACCCACUAUCAGUACCAGCAUCAAUACCAGCAAAAGUACACUCAACCGAAUAUACCUUCAAAUGGAUGGCCGAUGCAAGAAAGCUUCAUCAUUCCAGAUGAAGACAAACCACCUUCUAUAGAAACAAGAAGCCCUACACUAAAUAACUAUCCAUAUAUGACUAAGGACUUGGAGAGAAAACAAUCUACUAAGCAAAUGCGAGCUUACUGUAACGGGUGGGAUGGUGAUUAUCACCAUCACCAGCAACAACAGCAGAUACAGAACCAGCAACAGCAUCAUCAACGGAAUUUCUCACCUAAUCCCCAGACUUACUGUGAGAAAAGCUGUGAGACGAAUGAGAUAGUUUUUGGGGCAGUUCAAGAACAGGAUGGACGACGUGAAGCUGUGGUGAUAAAGGCUGUUGACUACGGUAAUCCUACCUAUAGCCACCAUAAUAUCCGAACACGACCGAAUUACAGGGGCUAUUCCCAUGGCUAUUCAUAGUGUAUUACUACACAUUUUACAAAAUAUACAUCACUAGAUCUUAACUUCAUGUUUCUGCUACUAGAUGAUGAUGGGAAGCUAUGCCACUUUUCAUUCAGAAGGAGUGCUAUCUUACGGAUGCUAGUUGUUAUAGGAAUAGGAUAGAUGUAUCUUGACUUUUCAGUUUGAAUGCUUGUAGUGAAAGUUAUGUAUAUAACUUUUGAGGAGAAUUGAUGUUGCUUGCUUUGUAGAU
Mangifera indica (mango) is the source of this 1842-nucleotide messenger RNA. RefSeq lists its product as uncharacterized. The transcript is spliced from 7 exons. Gene Ontology annotation, molecular function: protein binding. NCBI's taxonomy places the organism in Eukaryota, Viridiplantae, Streptophyta, Magnoliopsida, Sapindales, Anacardiaceae. Bases 93 to 1610 code for a protein of 505 amino acids. The record is from RefSeq and is a predicted model, not a curated record.